Yamadazyma jaroonii is the source of this 1014-nucleotide messenger RNA. The record is from the annotation of a GenBank genome assembly. NCBI's taxonomy places the organism in Eukaryota, Fungi, Ascomycota, Pichiomycetes, Serinales, Debaryomycetaceae.
AUGGACGUACUAACAAAGAUAAAGAAUUAUCAAUUCAAGAAUUACCAAAGUUCAUCCCAUUCAAUCUACCACAGAUUACCUUUGAAUAGGAGAUCUUCAGUAUUCAUUUUAUUGUUCCAUCAUAACGAUGAUUUGAAGGUGUUGUUAUCUCAAAGGUCUUCAAAAUUAAGAUCAUUCCCAGGACAUGUUCUGUUGCCCGGUGGUAGAGCUGAUACACCUUUAGAAGAUGAAUGGAUGACAAGUAGAAGAGAGAUGGAAGAAGAACUAGGUAUUCCACGAUCUAAUGAUGGGUUGGGACUCCUUGGUUGUGAAAUUGAAAAGAUAAAUAUCAUGCCAAGUUACCUAUCAAGAACUUUAAGUUGUGUGAGACCUUGUAUUGGAUAUUUAAGAACUUUCGAAGGAUUUCAAGGUCUUGAUCUUAAACUUAAUCCUGGAGAAACGAGUUGUGUUUUCAGUGUAUCUUUAAAAGAUUUCACUUGGCCAGAAAAAAUGAUUUCCGAAAUUUCAAUCGAUAAGUCUACAUUGAUAGAAAGAGAUUUCAAACCAGUCAAAUGGGGAGGUAUACCUUGGAAAUUAAGAAGUUACAUGGUUAGUAGAGAUGAUGACGUAGAUUGGAUUUCCAACGUUAUUGAUUUAUCUGAAGAAAGUGAAUCAGAUAUGGAACUUGAUCCAAAUUAUAAGACCCCACAACCUAAUGAGAAAAAGUCAGAGAAAUUAUCUAAGAAGGAGAGAUUACAACAAUGGGGAAGGUUAGGAUCUUCGAAAUCAGACGCCGGUAAGAUUUUCGAUGUCUGGGGUUUAACUGCCAAUAUAAUUCAUGAUUUAGCAGUAGUUGCAUAUAGUGAACCCAAAGGAGAAAUGGGAGAAGAAGAAUUGAUUUAUUCUCUAUUCAAAAACAAUUAUAUGAAAGAAAGGAAUGAAACUGAAAAGCAAUUGAUUCUGGAUGAAAUUGGUUUCAAUGAUCUUUUGAGUCGUCAGGAAUUCAAUGAUUUAAAAAGAAUUUAUAAAAUUUAG